CGGUGCCGGCCAGUCGCAGCGCAGCGUCGGUUCCAGGUCCCCGGCAGCUCCGUGGGAGAGAGAGAGAGGGAGAAGGAGAGAGAGAGAGAGUGAGAGAGAGAGGGGGUGGGGGGGAAGCGAGAGGAGACGAAUAACGGUUCACUCCAAACAUUCAUGGAGCCGAUGCCCCGCGUGUCGACCAACACCGCAUCCGCGUCUCCUCACAUGAGUCGAUGCGCUUGGAUGCGGACGCGGUGAACGCGCGUUCUUGGAGGAGGAGGAGGAGGGGGCGCGCGGACGAAUCCAAGCUGGUCCACCAUUGUUUGCGUUCAAAAUAAGAAAUGGCCUGGAUGUGGAAGAUCCACCCAUUGGCUGUAACUGGAGCUGCCGGCGGAUCUUCAUCAAGCAGAUGGAAAUCGAGGAAGUCGUUGAUCGCCACCAGUCUGAUCGUGGCGGUGUCGCUCUUCGUGGUCGCGGUCAACUACUCGGAGAAGCCGUACUUCCUCCUGCAGCCGGUUUUCGGGCAGACGUUCAGCGGCCACUGGAUGUUCUCCAAGCAGCCGUACAAGGCCUUCAAGCCUCACCUGGGCUACGUCAGCAUCCCCACGCAGAAGCCCCUGAAGCUGCACUGCGAGCUCUGCAGCAUCGUGUCCAGCUCGGGCCAGAUGUUGGGCCAGGCGGCCGGCGCGCAGAUCGACCGCUCGCCGUGCAUCUGGCGCAUGAACAACGCGCCGACGCGGGGAUUCGAGCAGGACGUGGGCCGGCGGACCACGCUGCGGGUGGUCUCCCACACCAGCGUCCCCCUGCUGCUGCAGAAGCCCCAGCACUUCUUCGGGCAGGGCAACGACACCAUCUACGUCGUGUGGGGCCCGCUGCGGAACAUGAGGACGGACGGGAAGGGCAUCGUGUACAACAUGCUGCGGCAGGCCGCCGAGAGCUACCCGCAGGCGCAGAUCUACGUCACCACGGAGGAGAGGAUGAACUACUGUGACACGGUCUUCAAGAAGGAGACGGGCAAAGACAGGAUCCAGUCCGGCUCCUACCUCAGCACCGGCUGGUUCACCCUCAUCCUCGCCAUGGACAUGUGCAAAGAGAUCCAUAUCUACGGCAUGAUAAAUGACACCUACUGCAAGACGGAGGGUUACCGGAAGGUUCCCUACCACUACUACGAGGCCGGCAGCCGGGACGAGUGCGCCGAGUACGUGCUCCACGAGAGCGCCCCCUACGGCGGACACCGCUUCAUCACGGAGAAGUCGGUGUUCGCCAAGUGGGCCAAGGCGCACGCCAUCAAGUUCUUCAACCCGCCGUGGCUGCUGUCGUGACCCCGGCUCAACCGGCCUGGGAGUACCACAUCGUCAUCGUCAUCGCCGCCGUCGCCGUCGCCAUCAUCGUGCAGUGACCAGCUGAAUCUCGACACCGACGGAGAGCAUGUUUCCUAACGUUCACUCCAAAUCCAAUAUGGAGCACUUCAAUUCUAGACGGAUUUCCAUUAAGGUCGGACCAACCCGGACAUCAAAAUCAUAUCUCGCGCUUCUCGAAAAACAUUCAGUCCUCUUUCUUUCUCCUGAAUUUGAAAGCUGAAGGAAGUGCUCUGCUCUGCGCCGACUAAAACCACCCAUCGGCUGCUCUGUGAGUUCAGCGAAGGAUGGCUCGGAGACUAACUUUGAAAAUGAAGAGGGAGCAGAAAAACAACAUGACGGCGAAUCCACCGUCCGACAGCCUCGCUGUGUCCUCGGCAGCUUCCAUGUCCGCAGGCGCUGAACAUCGCAGAGGCUAAAUUGACAUAUCCUUUUUAUUCGAUUGUUUCUCCGGCACUGUAGUCGGCGAGGAGCUCGGCCGCCGCGGAGACGCGUCACGCCGCCGCUGACGUCUGACGAGCGCGCCCGCUCCGUUUCCUCCGAGCGACUUCUCUCCUGUCGGGGCUGUAAUUAAUCUGUAACGAGUGUAAUUCGGAGCCCUCAUCUCCGACGGAGGGAGCGUUGGAAGCAGAUUGUCUGUCAGUUUUAAUAUUCCUCUGAGUCGUUUUUUAAAAGACGCUCCAACAAAAAAAACAAGGUCGUUUCAGAAAGGAAACAGCACCCGAGUGAGGGGAGAAAAACAGAAAAUCCAAUCAUACUCAAAGGUGAAGCAGAGGUUGUCGACGUAAAUCUGCUUUUUACACUAAUGUUUGGUGGUUGUGCCGUUACGUUGACUCACACGGCUUCAAGAUGUCAGCUUUUAUAUAUAUAUAUAUAUAUAUAUAUAUAUAUAUAUAUAUAUAUAAAUAAUGCUGUGAAACUGCAUUUUAAGAGACAUGUUUCGGAGUUCGUCUGAUGUCCAGAUGGUUUUCUUAUUUAUUCUGCAGAGAUCGGGCUCCCAGGUGAGUGUGCGUGCCACUGACGAGAUGAGCAUCGCGGCGCAGACAGAGCCAUGUGCAAUUAGAAACCCCAUCCUUACGGACGGGAGUAAAGUCAUUCGUGACCCCGCCGGGGGAGAGAUUUAUGUGCGUUGCGAAACCAUUCGAAGUUAAUUGUGUUGUAUUAUCAUUUUGUGCCUGCAAUAUAUGUAUACACUCUGCAGCUCGUCGCACACAGAGACGGCAGGAGACGCUCUCACACCCUCCGUCUCUCGCCCGUCUUCUCGUGCCUCUUCUUGUGAACAGUGUCACCGCGUUGGACACGUCAUCCUCCGUUUUUUUUGGUCUUUGGACGCGACGCGCGAUGUCUCUCCUGGUUCGGCCAUUUUGCAUUUGAACGCACCGAGUUAAAGGACAGUGGAGAGUGUUGAGGUGUGCAGGUUGGUCCGCGGCCCGCCCCGCCCCGCCCCUCUCGCCCCUUUCGCCCCUCUCGCCCCUUUCGCCCCUCUCGCCCCUCUCGCCCCUCCAUGAAGCUGUGGUCAGUGUCCUGCUCAGAGCCGCGGCCCACGGAGGAGGAUUGGAAGGAUUCCGACUUCUACUGACUGUGAUAUACUGAGCUCCACAGUCUCGCUCCUCCUGCGGCGAACCGUCUACGAUCACACCUUAUUGGUCGUUUCUCUGUAAGCACUGAUUUGGUGAUUUACAGGACAGGAGUUGCUGUACGUAGCGUUUUGGUGGAAGUUCGACUACAUUCAAACAAAGUUAUUUUUUUGACCUCGGAAACAAUUGUUUGACAAAACUAAGUUUUUCAAUUUGGACACAAACAGACUAAAAUUACCACCGGGCUGAAUUUGUUUGCUACUGGGUUUUUUGUUGUUGUUUUUUUUACAUAUAAUUGAUUUUAGUAACGCUCCACCGGCCACAUUUCAAUGUGAAGCAGAUCCAACAAUCCAAUAUGCAGUGAAAUAUAUUCAUCGAAAUGCUUUUGAAGUAGUUGUUGUUUGUAACCUAUGUUUCUAUAAAAGCUUUCUCUGAACCCGUUUUUUAGAAACUCAGACUUUCGACCAAACUAUUUCAACGAGAGGAACAAGUCCCUCAAAUGAGUUUACAGUGCUGAAUAUCAAUCAUGUGAGCAACAUUAAUUCACACAAUAACAGUCAGAUCCGAUGGUUAUUGAUCUUAAGGAUGAAAUGAUGUCGUCCAAUUUGUAUUUGUCCGGAAACGGGCCAUGUGGUAACCAUCAAACUCUCAGCAGAUUGGGUGCGAUGGUUCAGCUUUCUCACCCAAAAAUAUUAAAAUGAUUAUACCUUUUUUCUCAGAGCAUUUAACCACUGAUGAUGUGGUUGAAAGUCUUUGGAAACCCACAGGGUCUCCAUGGCAACAUCAGUUCAAAACUGCAACGAUAAAUUACAAAGAACAAAAUGUUUCUUAAACAAAGUUUUUGGUUGUAAAUGCAUUAUCUAUAGCUAUUUUUAGUUGUUUUGUUCCCAAACUCUAUUUGGAUAAGGAAUUAACUUUUAAAGCUAAUUUGGUCGUAACUGCUUCAGUCAAACUUCUUUUUCCCCUGAGGUGAACAAUUAACUUUCUCUCACACUUUACAGAAGUUGUUAAAGGAGACAUACUGUGCCUUUCCUCUAGUGUGUCACAUAGGUUUGUUUUGAGUAUGUAAAAUGUCUGCAAAGUUAAAAAGCCAAACGCUAAAGGGAGCUCUUCUCCCCGAGAGAAAACACUGCUCCUGAAACGCCUCGUCAGUAGUCCCCCCGAUACUUCCGUAAUAUUGUGAUGUCACGAUGUUACGGAAGUGCACGAGGCACAGCUAGCGGCUACUCUGACACGCCCCCGACAAAGCCAGGUACAGCGAAGAGCGGAAACCGACAUUUCCUCCACACGCUGGAAGCCUUGAACCAAUCAGAGCAGACUGGGCGUCAUUGGGGAAGGAGGGGCCUUAAAGAGACAGGAGCUAAAAACCAAGUGUUUUCCGACAGACUGAAAGGAGGAGCUGCAGGAAUGUGACAUUCUGAGAAAUCUGAGGUGUUUACUGAACAUUGGAGCACGUACACCUUUUCAUAUCAUAACCCAAAUUUAAAAUUAUGAACCUGAAUAUGAGCACAAUAUGUCUCCUUUAAAUAAUUGUGAUGCUAAAGAUGCUGAAGAUAUCAGCCACAGAGUUUGCAUAUCAACAUAAACAUCUCCGGACCAAGAAGCGGUGACAUGACUGAAAUUGGUUUGCAUCAGGGACAGAAAAAUCCGUUUUCUUGCUGUAUUCCAGACAGAGCGACUGUUUACUGCACCCGCUGUGUAACCUUGUCACUCAGUGGAAGUCGACCUGGCUGAAAAGAGCAUCAGCAAACUGUAACAAAAACAACAACAACAAAAAACGCCCCUGCGACUCUGAGCAGAGACGGAGGCCGGCCCGAAAACACACUGCGGGGUCAAGGGUCCCGUCGUCCCCUCCGGGACGAGACGAGCUUGAGAGGCUUUUCAGUCCCGGCAAUAUCCACCACAUCGAUGUACCGUAUGUAGAGCAUGAAAACAAAGUAUUAUUUUUUUCCCCCCGUCCAGAAAGCCUGAAGAUAAGAUCUGGGUCUCGGCGGAAAAAAGUUUUAUUAUUAUUAUUCUUUCUCUCUCUGUGUUCCCGACACGGGAGCGUGAAUUCGUACAAUACGCCCAUGCAUGUUACACACAUUUCAUCACUCAGCCUGUGAUUGUGUGAUUGUCAUCUGGCAGCUUCUCCUCUCACUGUACAGUGCAGACGGCAUCAAUUGUAAAGCACGUCAUAUUAACAUAAGAAAUGUAUGGAAUGUUUGAUCAGAUGUUUCCGGAGGUGUCUUUGUGCAUCAUUGAGGUAUUUUACUCACAACUGGAAUGAGAGAACUGUUCAUCCUCCAUCCUCCUCUACCCGUUGUUUUGAAUAACGGUUGCUUCAUAUUUUUAUUUUUUUUGUUGACGCAGUGGUUUGUGUGCAGAAUUGGUUUUUUUUCCCCGCUGCCGGUCGCGUGUUGCCAACAACAUUCUGCCGCUUCAGGCUUUGUGCACUCCGAUCCACAAACAAACACUCCAUUGUUCUCGGCCAGAACACACUGCGAGAAUACACCCGCAGAUUUAUUAUACUGAAUAUGGUGGAGGAUACGCCCUCUCACAGGCGCCCAUGAAUCAUUCAUGGCCCACAGGAAGCCAAGUGUGGACACGGCCGCUCUGUAACUCCGGAAUGGGCACUGUGAGGGGGGGGGGUACUUUCCAUUCAUGAUCGGCAGAUUUAGUUACGUUAUCCUGUUUCCACUGUUAAUGCUAAGCUAAGUGACUGAAGCUUCACCUUUCCUGCACAGACACAUCAGACAUUGAAUGAGAUUACUUCCCAAAAUGUUGACGGGAAAAAAAUCAUCCUUUCAAAUUAAAAGCCGCCUUAUUUGCUUUUAUCUGAUUUUUGCAGUAAAUAUGGGAACAGUCCCUUAGUAUGAAUAAACAUAUUUCUGGAAAUUACAUUACAAAACUAUUCCUUUUAUAACAUUUCAUAAAUACUUGUUUAUUUCUGAUUUUGUCACCUGUCCCCUCCCGUUUCCACUCCCCGUGCUAAGCUAUGCUAACCGACUGGAGCGUCAUAUUUACCGUGCAGACAUAUCAGUGUUAACAAGCCUCUCAUCUACUGUCACUCUCUGACAGAAGUCAAAUGACAUUACAGAUUAAAAAUGUCAACGCAAAAAAAAAUAGAUCUUCUUGAAAUUCACAAUCAUCCUUUCAAAUUAAAAGCAUCCUUAUUUGCCUCCUAUCCAUCUGACACUAAUGAAUGGAAUGAGUAUUUGCAUUAAGUAUGGAAACAGUCCUCUUUAUGCAUAAACACAUUUGUUAAAAUGUCAAACUAUUCCUUGAAUUACAUUUUUGAAUACUAAAGUUGAUCAUUAGAUGGCCUAAUUCCGUGCUCACAGGGACUUCACCUCUGCACCUCGCUGUGCGCGUGCAAAUGAUGAAAAAAAACGAAAUAAAAAGGAGACACAAAUACAGCUUGUCCUCAGCUGCUUGGCAACAGGCCGUGCUCGCGUCCGUCUGUUCACUCGCUGUGUGUCGCAAAGCAUAAUUGAAGGGUCGCUUCCCCUCAUCAACGGCGCAGGGCUCAGAGGAAAGCAGAGUCCGUUAUUUGGACAUGGAUGUGGAUUUUCAUUGUCCUCCUCCGUCUCACUAGUCCGGCCUCCUCUCCCCGCUGCGAUCCGUCGAGCCAAUUACCGUCUGCAAAGAACUUUUGAUCGUCUUCGCGACCCCCCCCCCCCCUUGACCUUUGCACUUGUUGCCAUUUUCUCCAAAAUGCCUCAAGUGCUUUUUCUUACAUCGAGAACUUUCUUGUUUCGUUUCUCUCUUCCCCCCGUUGUGCACGUGUUGCUAUGAUUUUUUUCCCCGCGUGUCGUUAAAAAAAAAAAAGCACUUUCCUUUGUCAUUUUUCGGCGUCAAGUGUCCUUGUGAGACGUGUGACUUUGCGCGUGUGUAUGAGUCACGUCGAAUGUAAUACCACACCGGGGUUGUUACAAACAUGUGAGAAAAGUUGUUUUUUUUAUUGCUAACACGCUCCUGCUAUCGGUGGUGAACUAACACACCCGAAAAUGCUGCAUGGACUAUUGCAGGUCAUUGAAAUGUGUGUUUUUGUCGAGAAAACAAGCGGUGAUCGUGUGUAUUAUUAUUCUGUCACUUGCGGUCUACGUCAUAGCUAAAAAAGUGGAUGUAUUGUGAACGUUUUCUUUUAAUUUUUGCCCACAGUGUGUGGAUCCUGUCUUCUGUGUCUUUGACUCACCGUGGGGAUUAAAGAGAAAAACCUGAAAACCCC
Scophthalmus maximus (turbot) is the source of this 7124-nucleotide messenger RNA. It is a transcript of the gene st6galnac3, whose product is annotated as ST6 (alpha-N-acetyl-neuraminyl-2,3-beta-galactosyl-1,3)-N-acetylgalactosaminide alpha-2,6-sialyltransferase 3. Gene Ontology annotation, biological process: oligosaccharide metabolic process; ganglioside biosynthetic process. NCBI's taxonomy places the organism in Eukaryota, Metazoa, Chordata, Actinopteri, Pleuronectiformes, Scophthalmidae. Gene Ontology annotation, molecular function: alpha-N-acetylgalactosaminide alpha-2,6-sialyltransferase activity. Bases 321 to 1301 code for a protein of 326 amino acids. The transcript is spliced from 6 exons. The record is from RefSeq and is a predicted model, not a curated record.